GAAGAUUUCCCGCUCUUUUUGUUUGUGCCCAUGACGUUAACUUCAUUUACCGCGGCAAGUUGCAUUUUACAGUAAAGAUUAAUAAGUUUAGACAUUAAUAAACAGUGCCUUAUCCUAUAAUAAUCAUUAAAAAUGGGUAUGCUAAACGCUCUUCUUGCGGAACACGAUGAAUAUCAGUAUUUGAAACUGAUACAAAAAAUAAUUGACACAGGUGACAAAAGAGUUGACAGGACUGGCGUUGGAACCUUAUCUAUUUUCGGGGCUAUGCAAAGGUAUUCCCUCAAGAAUAAAACCCUGCCUUUACUGACUACUAAACGAGUAUUUACCAGAGGUGUUAUUGAAGAGUUACUCUGGAUGAUAUCUGGCUCAACUGAUGCUAAAGUACUUUCUUCCAAGGGUGUCCACAUCUGGGAUCCUAAUGGAUCUCGACAGUUUCUAGACAACUUGGGAUUUACUGACAGAGAAGAAGGGGAUCUGGGCCCAGUUUACGGUUUCCAAUGGAGACAUAGUGGUGCUGACUAUGUUGAUUGUAAAACUGAUUACAAAGGCCAAGGAGUUGACCAAUUGAAGAAUGUUAUUGAGACAAUCAAGAAUCGCCCUGCAGAUAGAAGAAUGCUGAUAUGUGCAUGGAACCCAUCAGAUCUGAGUAAAAUGGCUUUGCCUCCAUGUCAUUGCCUUGCUCAGUUCCAUGUAUCAGAUGGUAAAUUAUCUUGUCUGCUGUACCAAAGGAGCGCAGAUAUGGGUCUGGGAGUUCCUUUCAAUAUUGCCAGCUACUCUUUACUCACACACAUGAUUGCACAUAUCACAGGAUUGGAGGCUGGUGAGUUUAUUCAUACAACAGGAGACACCCAUGUAUACUUAAACCAUAUAGAACCGUUGAAGGUACAGUUACAAAGAACACCCACAGCUUUCCCCACAUUGGAGUUUGCUCGGGAAAUCAAGUCCAUUGAUGAUUUCAAAUAUGAAGACUUCAUCAUCAAGGGAUACAAGCCACAGCCUAAAAUAGAUAUGGAAAUGGCUGUUUAGAAUUUUUUUCGAGAUAAUUAGUAAUGCAUUUGUUCUUAGUUAUAUAGGUAUAAAUGUCUUACUACACACAAGAAACUAUUUUUUUAAGAAGCCUUCCUCUGAAUUUAGAAGUAUUAUUUCCAUGAUAAGAUAAAAUACAAAAUCAGUAUUGCUAUUUGCUUAUGGCAAUAAUUGGUUUAUUCCGUAAUUAUAUUUUUUUAGUUAUGUGUAAGGAAGUAGUAUAUGAAAAUGUAUUUGUAUAAUUAUGUAUUUCAUGAUUAUUGCUUGUCAGUUACCUUAUUGUUUUGCUGGAAUGGACUUUGAUGUCAAGCCAAAUUGGUAAGUUACAAAUGAAUUCUUUCAUUAAAUAUACCUGUAAAUAAUUAUAAUAAGAAUUGUAAAUGAAGAUUAAAAUCAACCAAAUAA
Spodoptera frugiperda (fall armyworm) is the source of this 1431-nucleotide messenger RNA. RefSeq names its product thymidylate synthase (gene Tyms). The coding region runs from base 133 to 1026 and encodes 297 amino acids. The record is from RefSeq and is a predicted model, not a curated record. The transcript has 5 exons. Lineage: Eukaryota; Metazoa; Arthropoda; Insecta; Lepidoptera; Noctuidae. Gene Ontology annotation, molecular function: thymidylate synthase activity. Gene Ontology annotation, cellular component: cytosol; mitochondrion. Gene Ontology annotation, biological process: dTMP biosynthetic process.